This is a messenger RNA of Colletotrichum higginsianum IMI 349063, 2253 nucleotides long. Its product is annotated as Dor1-like family protein. Gene Ontology annotation, biological process: glycine import into mitochondrion. The record is from RefSeq and is a predicted model, not a curated record. Gene Ontology annotation, molecular function: glycine transmembrane transporter activity. The coding region runs from base 1 to 2253 and encodes 750 amino acids. The transcript is spliced from 3 exons. Gene Ontology annotation, cellular component: mitochondrial inner membrane; COG complex; mitochondrion. NCBI's taxonomy places the organism in Eukaryota, Fungi, Ascomycota, Sordariomycetes, Glomerellales, Glomerellaceae.
AUGGCUGACCUUCUCCUUGAUCUUCUCGACGCCCGGCCCGCCCCCGGAGUCGACGCCAACUCGACACCACGGCCAACCAAGCUUGCUUAUUUGUCCCAUCUCGCUGAUCAAAGCCCGGCGGCUCUGACAUCGUCCGAGCCUCAAUCUUUGGCUCAGUCAUCACAAUCACUUCUCCUCUCAUUACAAGGCGUUUCGAAGCGCUCUCACAAAUCAGUCAUAGACUCGGCCUCACAUCAUGCUAGCCUAACCCGCGCCUUGCCUACCUUGGUCGCGGAUACAACCGACCUACGUAAUGCGAUACCCAAGCUUGACGCGGAAGCUUUGCGCUUUUCUACAACUUACAGCAAAUCCGGCGAAAAUGAGGACCUGGCCGAAAGAAAACGUGCGUUGCUUCUAUUGCGCAACGUUGAGCGCCUCGUUGACGUUCUUGAACUCCCUACCCUCCUUUCCUCGGCCAUCAAUAUCAUCCCUGCCAACUACGCCUCCGCCCUUGACCUCAAUGCCCACAUCAGGAGGCUUCACGGUCUAUACCCGGACUCUCCGCUAGUCGCUCUAGUCUCUCGCCAGGCCGAUGAAGCCAUCGUCAAGAUGACGGCCGAUCUUAUCACGGCCCUCAAGUCCCCAGGGCUCAAGUUGGCUGCGUCACUCCGCACUGUCAGCUGGCUAAGGAGAGUACUUCCUGAUCUAUCUUCGAUGACUUCCGCAAGCCGCGAAUCUCAGGAGCAUACGCUCUCUCUGCUAUUUCUUUGCUGCCGCGUAGCCACCUUGGACGCGACUCUGGGAGCUCUACAGCCCCUCCGUGAAUUGGCCGAUGAGGAGCGGCACAGGCAGCAAGGUGCUAGCAACCAGUCUUGGUCCGGGGGUCAGCAGACAGAAAAGUACCUCAAACGGUAUGUCGAGAUCUUUCGUGAGCAAAGCUUCGGGGUCGUCUCCAUGUUUAGGAGUAUCUUCCCCACUACAGGCCAUCAGGCCAGCCGACCCAACACCGACACACAGGAUCCUCUCCAGCCCCUGCCGUCGACGUUGUCGACGUUCCCACUCCAUCUCGUUGAGAUGCUCCUCGAGACCUUGGGGAAAUACCUCCCCACAGUUAAGGACCAGGUCGCGAGAGACAGCAUUCUGACGCAGGUGUUAUACUGCUCGGGCAGUUUGGGUAGGCUUGGUGGCGAUUUCGGCACGCUGCUAGCUGGGCUCGGCGAGGAAGGCGAGGGAGUGACAAAACAAUCCGAAUGGGUUGACAUAGUCAAGCGACACCGGCUGCUGUCAGGGCGCCUUGAGUCGGUCAUUGGUGAUUACAGCCGCUCGAAGACUGCGUCCAAAAAGUUCUUGACGACACAUUCGAAACGGCACGGCAGCUCGACCCAAUGUCUCAACAGACGACUACCUCUGGCCGGGCAAAAUCAUUCGGGCCACGGGUCCUUGAUGUCGUAUCUCAGAGACGUUGCCGCCGCCCCGGACAAGAUUCAGACACUCUGGCGCGGCACAGUCCCGUCGGCCCUCAGAACCGGCUUCGGCUCGGCCCUCUACUUCACAUCACUCAACUCUAUCCGCGAACAUGUCGCUCAAUCCCAUCUUUUGGGCCAGGACGCCGCUAACAGGAUGGCCCAUUCAUCCUCGUUACCGACGCUCACUCCGACGGCGAACCUUAUGGCCGGCGCCGGGGCUCGCACGUUUGCCGGCUUCGUCUUGAUGCCUCUUACCGUCAUCAAAGUUCGGUAUGAAUCGAACCUGUAUUCCUACCAGUCACUGGUCGGUGCAUCAUCCGACAUCUACAGAACGAACGGCCUGCGAGGCUUCUUCGCGGGCUUUGGCGCCACGGCGGUCCGCGAUGCGCCGUACGCAGGCAUGUAUGUAUUAUUCUACGAGCUUCUUAAGAAACGCCUGAGUGGUCUGUCCGUCGAUAGUGGGAGACAGAGCUCGAACGACCCCGUCACCAUCAAAACAUCGCAUGCAACCUUGGUCAACUUCAGCUCUGCCAUUAUGGCUGGUGCCGCUUGCUCCGUCGUUUCCAACCCCUUUGACGCCGUCAAGACGAGGAUCCAGCUACAGCCAGCCAUCUAUCGGAACAUGUACCAAGCCUGCCGCAAGAUGGUUGGCGAGGAGGGCGUACGGUCACUGUUAGACGGAGUGGCACUCCGUAUGAGCAGAAAAGCGAUGAGUUCGGCGUUGGCCUGGACUGUGUAUGAAGAAUUGAUUAGAAGAGCCGAGCGUACUUGGUCCUCCAGCUUGGUAAGGGCAGGAGCAGAGCCAUAG